Molecule: messenger RNA, 3293 nt
Organism: Dromiciops gliroides (monito del monte)
Lineage: Eukaryota; Metazoa; Chordata; Mammalia; Microbiotheria; Microbiotheriidae
Gene: GINS3
Product: GINS complex subunit 3
Exons: 3
Coding region: 127-777 (216 amino acids)
Biological process (GO): mitotic DNA replication initiation
Cellular component (GO): GINS complex
Source: RefSeq, a predicted model, not a curated record
AAGCGGGAGUUUCAAGGGGUUGGGGUGUCUCCGCCGACAGCGCGGACACUCCGCUCCCUCCCCGUCCACCUCCGAACUCGCUGGGUGUUGUCGCGCUGUCUGGGUAGAAGCGGAGAAGCUGCCGCCAUGUCCGAGGCCUAUUUCCCGGUGGAGUCGGGGGCUCUGGGGCCCGAGGAGAACUUCCUGUCUCUCGACGAUAUUCUGAUGUCCCACGAGAAAUUGCCGGCCCGCACUGAGACGGUCCUGCCCCGCCUAGGAUCCUUAUUUUUGGAGCGCAGCAGCGGCGGAGAUAGCGACCCCGGCGUCCCUGAGGGCUCCAAAUUGGAAAUCCCUCUGUGGCUGGCAAAGGGGCUUUAUGACAACAAAAGGAGGAUCCUUUCCGUGGAGCUCCCCAAGAUUUAUAAGGAGGGGUGGAGGACAGUGUUCAGCGCUGAUGCCAACGUGGUUGACCUCCACAAAAUGGGCCCCCACUACUAUGCCUUUGGCUCUCAGCUCCUGCAUUUUGACAGUCCAGAGAACACAGAUGUGUCUCAGACUCUCUUACAGACGUUUAUUGGCCGUUUUCGCCGCAUCAUGGACUCCUCCCAGAAUGCCUACAAUGAAGACACCUCAGGCCUGGUCGCCCGGCUGGACGAGCUGGAGAGGGGCUUGUUUCAGACUGGCCAGAAAGGGCUGAAUGACUUUCAGUGCUGGGAGAAGGGUCAGGCUUCUCAGAUCACAGCUUCCAGCCUGGUUCAGAAUUACAAGAAGAGAAAAUUCACUGACUUGGAAGGUUGAAGGUGUGAAGGACACCGCUGCUGCAAGGAACACCUUUAGAUGUGCGCUGACUGACAUGUCUCCUGGGGGAGACUGACUAACCGGGGUUCUGUUGGGAAAAGAUGGGUUUUGGAAGAGGAUGGGCCUUCACCACCCAGUCCGUGCACAGUCGGGACAUUAUCUUUCAGCUGUUUGGCAGCACAGAUGUACUUGUUCCAAAAUUUACAGACAGUAGCUUCACGGAUGCUUGAACAAAAAGCCUUCCCAAGGAAGGCUCCCUAAUGUGUCAAACUACUUACCACAGCAAUCAAAUUAGAAUUCUAAGCACUUGUGCCUAAGGGUUUGGAAUGCUUUCAAGUACCCAGGCCCAGGAGCUGCUCAGGAUGGGCACCCCUAUUCACGACAACCCACCACAGUUGCCUGGGGGUGAUUUUCCUCCUCCUCAUUUUAUUAAAAGAAAGGCAGUACCACCAAUCUGCUGGACUCUUCUGGCUUGGAAAUUUGUCUUAUUGCUUGACUAUGAUUUCCCUGAUCAUUAGCAUAGUAACCGAAAAGACUAAGGGGAGAAGGAAAGAAAUGAGAUUGUUUUCAAAUAACUAUUAUUUUGUGUGCCGUGAGGAGGGAUUUUUCAGCUUGAAUUCCGCUAACUGUAGGUAUUCUGAAGAGAUGCCCACAUGGGCUUCUUUUUAAUCCAAGGGUGUUUGAGAACACCCUCCUAUUUAUUCCUUUCUCUUUUAGAAAGAUGUCACAGAGUCGUUUGGAAUUGGCAAAAUAGUUGUUAAAGGGCGUUUUCCAGGCUUUGUUACAUCUGGGAGUCAAGACAUAUGCAACUGAGAACAAAGAGCUUUAUUGAAGAAGCUUGAACACAACAAAUGAUAGGAGACGUGAGACCUCCGUUUUUCUCCCUUCUCAUAUUCCUCCCAACAAACACCUCCCUGUGAGAGCCUGUCGUUCCAGGUCAUUAACUAGAAGACAGUCUGUUUUCAGCAUGGAGAUGAACUCCCCCUGAAGAGACUGUCAGAAGAGCCCCUCGCAUUCCCCGUACACCCCAACUGAAUGAGGAAGACCUGUCCUGAACAUGCUAGAGUGGUACCAUUGCUAGCCAGUCUUUAUCCCCGAGAUGAGGAAGGACCUCAGGGUUUUCCAAUUUGAAAAGAAAACCUGAGCAUCCUGAACCCUGGAAUGAGUGCAGGUGCCCACACCACUUCUACCAGACCUUUUCACCUUCGAAAAGGUCAGUGUUUAACAUUUGUAAUAAGGUUGCAAACACAGCAUCGUUUGCAGACUUUCCCCAACCCCAGACAAACCCCACUCCAUAGCCUGUCUUUUAUAUUAACUCUUAGUCCCAUUUAGGGGGUAAAUCUUUCAAAAGGAGUCAUCUAGUUGACAAAUCCCAAAAUGCUGCUGAAACCAAGAAGGGAAUUAAGUAUUUAAGUCAAAUACCAUGGUUGCAGAGAACUCAAGCGUGAUUGCUUCAUGAAACGUGUGUGUACAGGUCAGCAUUCCCUAUGUCAGAACAUGGUGCCUGGUUCAAGGCAGAGGGGUGGGGUAGUAGUGAAGGUGUACAGUCAGGAGUACACCUGGAGGUAUUUUACCCAUGGGUGAGGUGGCACAAGACCAGUGGUUUCUUCACUGUCUCUGUGGCAAAGGUGCCUCUCACCCGCUGAAAUCCAGCACAUUUUACAAACAAGCUGAAAGUUUUCUAAUUUGCCAUAAGGGGAAAUCAAAACUUGAUGGAGUCAGUGGGAAUUGGGGUUUCUGUGAUGUCAUUAACUUGAGGGUUCCCUGCGAGCCUCUCUCUUCCAUGGGCUGACCACUCAACAGGCUGGAAAACUGAUUCCUCUCAACACAUUGUGAAGGUGUCUCUAGUCCUCCCUGCUCCUGCCGUGUGACCAGCCCAUCUUCUAUUCCCGUCAUGUGGGAGAACGUUGGUAAAGCCCCCAGCACACUGCCAGCACUUAAUAAAUGUUGGUUCCCUCCCUGCUUCAGGGGUCGUCCUUGAUCGAUGAUGGGUGUCGCACCUACUUACACCCUUUCCUCUACCCUCUGCUCGACUUGCAUCUUUCUUUCUACAACCAGCAAUGAACAUUUGUUGGCCAUGGUGACAUUAACCAGAACAAGGAAGGCUGAAGUUUUCUGGUUUGGGGAUUGUAGUUAUAUUUUUGGAAACUGAAUAAUAAAGAUCUAAGUUAAUGUUCUCGUGACAGUCACCACGGAGAACAUCAUGAUGGGGGUUCAUUGUAAUGAUGGGUUAGUCCACAAGAAUAACUUGACUAGCCAAGUUAAACUCAGACCUUCCAAGUUAAACUGAGACCUUCCAUAUGGACAGUAGUUCAAUUAAAAGCAGGAAAUGAAAUGAUUAAGGUGGUGAGCUCAAGGCUUCAAAAAAAUGCGCUGUUGUUGUUAGCUCCUGCUUUUUUCCUUCCUCAUUAAUGCAAACAGCUUCUCUGUAGGGAAUUAAAAAGGUGUAAUAUGCUGGUGGGAAAGUCAAUAGAGCUUUAUUCACCCCAAGGUAGUGGUAGUGAAUGAUUAAUCAA